AUGUAUACUGAGAAGUCCCACUGGGCGUGCCAAAUUGUUCACCCGUUUUGUGUUUACUCCUAUGAUGGAAGGGCAAAGUUCCCCACUGCCUUGAGAACCAUAGACUGGUCAACAAGUCAGCUUUCUUUGGUGUGCGAGCGUGCCACUGCUAGUAAUGAACAGCCUAGCAGACUUAGUCUGGAAUGGAUAACUUGCGCCCCAAGUUACUGA
Prunus armeniaca (apricot) is the source of this 210-nucleotide messenger RNA. The record is from the annotation of a GenBank genome assembly. Lineage: Eukaryota; Viridiplantae; Streptophyta; Magnoliopsida; Rosales; Rosaceae.